AAAAAUUGUGCAGUAUCUUGGAAUACAACCAAAAGCCAAAUUUGGAGUCUAAACCAAAUCUGGGUAACGAAUGAAAUUGUAAACCAAGAAUUCCAGCCGGCGACCUGUUUAGCAUUCCCUAUCCUCACCCCCAAAGCAACAAUGGAAGCCUCAGUCCGGAUACUAUUCAAUUCCUCCGCUCGCCAUCUUCCCAACUCCCUUUUCCAUCUCCAAAAGCCGCUCCCUCUAAAGCCCUUUUCCACGCUGUUUCCUUCUCCUCCUCCUUACUAUCGUCAUCGCCCAAUUCCAACUCCUGCAGUUUCAUUUAUUAACCCCGAAAAUCACCACUCCAUUAUUUUCUCAAACGCCCACAUUCCCCACCACCCCUCAACGACCCCAUUUGGCUAUUCCCUUACCCUCAAUUCUCCACAGUUUCUCCUCAACUCAUUCUUCUCCACCUCAGCCUUCUUCCGCAUUUUCUCUGACCAAAAAGCUAACUCUUUCCACUGGAAUUACGCUCCUGAUGGAAUCCACCCAAGAGAAAAUGGGGUCGUGGGGGAUAAAGGGCCAAUCUUUGCUGCAGUGUUGUUGGGAUGGCUUGGGUCGAAGCCGAAGCAUCUGAGGAGGUACGUGGAGUUGUAUAAUUCGAGGGGUAUUCAUGCUGUUACCUUUGUUGCUUCUGUCAAAGAUGUGCUUUCGUUUGAUUUGGGGAAGAAUUUAGAAGAACGGAUUUCUGGGUUGGCAGUUGAGCUGGCUUCUUGGCUGGCUCAAUCAGAAAAAGAUGGUCGUGAAAGAUUCUUGAUUUUUCAUACCUUCAGCAACACUGGUUGGCUUGCGUAUGGUGCCAUUCUUGACAAUUUGCAAAGUAGGCCAGAUUUAAUGGAGAAAAUCAAGGGAAUUAUUGUUGAUUCAGGAGCUGACGCUAAUAUAGAUCCCAAGGUCUGGGCUGCUGGAUUUACUGCAGCCCUGCUAAAGAAAUACAGUUCAUCAUCUUAUCCAUCAGUUGAAGGUGUAGGAAGAAAUCAAUUGGAAAGUGGAGUUGAUACCUCAAAGUUGCGAGAAAAGGAGCCCCUGUUCGUUGAAACCUUACUUUUGUCAGCAUUUGAGAAGCUCUUCUCUUAUCUCCUAAACUUGAACGAUGUCAAACAGCGGUUGACAGAUAUAAUCUCAGUCCUUUCAAAAAACCAGCCUUCUUGCCCACAGCUUUAUCUGUAUAGUACAGCUGAUAAGGUCAUUCCAUUCACAUCAGUUGAGACAUUUGUUGAUGAACAGAAGAGAAGUGGGAAAAAUGUGUGGGCAUUCAACUUUGGUGCAUCACCUCAUGUUGACCAUUAUCGGACUUUUCCCAGUGUAUAUACAUCAGAGCUUGAGAGGUUUUUGAACGAGUGUCUGGUCACAGUGACGAAGUUCUAAAAGUUUUGCAAUUGUAGAUGAUUUAGGUUGAAAUGCUGCACGAGUUAUUGUUUGCCCUGUGCAGCUGAAUUCAGCUUCAAGCAGUGGAGAUUCCUAACAAGAGGUAAUUUUGGCCUAAUGUUACUCGAAAACUGCAAAGUCUUGUUUCUGAUUAUUCCCAUUGAGGUAUGGUAUUCCAGUUUUGUCCAAUGGUAGCUGUUGGUACUCUUGGUUCCGUAAUUUUGCUAGCAGAAUGAAUAUCCACUUGUCGUCUUUCUCCAACAGGUUUUCUUUUGUUGCAGUUAAGUAACUAAAUCUAGAGUGAUCAGGCGAUGAGCAUCUCUAGGUUUCUUGCCUACCUGGUUCUUGAAGAGACAUUCAGGUUUCGUUUUUGCAAGAAGUUGGCGAAAGGCAAGAAUGCUUGGAGUUCCUUAUCCCGAUUGAAUCCGAAAUCUUGAAUAAUUUUUUUCCACCUACAGUUUAAAAGCACUCCUUUGCCAGUAUAUUUAACUUCUUAAAUAAAUGACGUUUGACGUAAACAAAAAUUUCUUCAUUCUGGUACUUGAAUUUGCAGAUUAGUUUUAAGUUUUGUGCGUUUUACUAGUCACCUCUGUACGCUGUAAUGCAAGUGCCCCUUUAACCU
Messenger RNA from Coffea arabica (coffee), 2014 nucleotides. RefSeq lists its product as uncharacterized. Lineage: Eukaryota; Viridiplantae; Streptophyta; Magnoliopsida; Gentianales; Rubiaceae. The record is from RefSeq and is a predicted model, not a curated record.